This is a messenger RNA of Cucurbitaria berberidis CBS 394.84, 563 nucleotides long. RefSeq lists its product as uncharacterized. Lineage: Eukaryota; Fungi; Ascomycota; Dothideomycetes; Pleosporales; Cucurbitariaceae. The record is from RefSeq and is a predicted model, not a curated record. The transcript has a single exon. Bases 95 to 376 code for a protein of 93 amino acids.
AGCAUCUAAAGCACCCUGAGAUUGGUCUAGCCGUUGCAGCCUUUUGUUGAAAAUAGCUCACCGGCGUUGGAAUGUUUGACAGGUUACACACAAUAUGCGGUUGUGUUCGUAUGCGGCGUUGUGCGCCCUUUGCCCGCGAGCCUCAUCGCCGCCCGUCGGUUGCCUUGUCCUCAGCCUGCGAAGACAUGACUACAACGCCUCAAGCGGCUACCAUUCCUCCUAUCCGUCACAAUGCUUACUAUUAGAGAUGAGUUCAAUCUACCUUGGUCAUAGCGUUCAUAUCAUUCUCCCACAAGAGAGGACACAAAGGGUAGGAUCAAACUCGCAGCUGAACAACACCGUGACACAGCAUGAGACUCACAGAACGAUCUCGUAGCACAUGAAACAGAUCAGCGUGGAGGAGAACUAGAACAGUUUGUACAUUCUUGCAAAUAUGACCUUCUAGUCGGGAGAAUCAAACUACGAAUUCGACCACCUCAUUAGUUAAGCAUGUUUAUCAUUCUCCUACAUUACACUUCCAACUCAUCUCGUAUAUGCCGACAUCCUUCCUACGAGGUCCAUCA